This is a messenger RNA of Cynoglossus semilaevis (tongue sole), 3825 nucleotides long. RefSeq names its product sterile alpha and TIR motif containing 1 (gene sarm1). Gene Ontology annotation, molecular function: protein binding; signaling adaptor activity; NAD+ nucleosidase activity. The record is from RefSeq and is a predicted model, not a curated record. Gene Ontology annotation, cellular component: dendrite. Gene Ontology annotation, biological process: response to axon injury; signal transduction; negative regulation of MyD88-independent toll-like receptor signaling pathway. The coding region runs from base 110 to 2287 and encodes 725 amino acids. NCBI's taxonomy places the organism in Eukaryota, Metazoa, Chordata, Actinopteri, Pleuronectiformes, Cynoglossidae. The transcript is spliced from 9 exons.
AAAACAGCAGCAUUUUAUCUAUUUAUUUGUAGAUUCUCUCCACUGCACUUCCAGCAUCCAUCCCUUCCUCCAUCCAUUCUUCCAGCCACACUGACUUGCUCGCCGGUAGAUGCUCCUGUCUCUGACGAUCUUCCUGUGGAAACUCCAUCGAUAUUUCUGCAUCAUGUUCAGCUCAGACAGGCUCACGGUGCCGGAAUAUGUCAGCCGGCUGCAGAGAGGGAGGAGCGGCUCCGGCUCCGGCUCCGGCUCCGGCUCCGUCACCCCUAGGCCGGUCUCGCCCGGCAUCGCCGCAGACGUGCAGGCGGUUCUGGACAUCUCCCUCCCCGCCCUGCGCUCAGCCAUCAGGAGGCUGAAGUCAGCCAAGGAGCUGGAGAAUUUAGAGGAGACCCGCACUGCCAUCGGGGAGAUCUUCCGGCUGGUGGAGGAGGCCUGGGUUUUACCUACCUUGGGCCGUCAGGUGGCUGAGGAGAUUUGCAAUAGGAUCCGGCUGGAUGGAGGCCUGGAGCUGCUGCUUCAGUUGCAGCAGUCACCAGACGUGGAGAUCACGUAUGAGUCAACCAAACUCAUGGAGCAGAUCCUGAUCUCAGAGAAUAGAGAUUAUGUCGCUCGUGUGGGACUGGGCGUCAUCCUCAACCUGACUCGGCAGCAGGAAGAUGCCCAGCUGGCCCGCAGCGUGUCAGGAAUCCUGGAGCACAUGUUCAAACACACAGAGGAGACAUCUGUCAACCUCAUCUCCAACGGUGCCCUGGAUGCCCUCCUGUACUGGUGCCGGGGUACAGACCCCACUGUUCUGCGACACUGUGCUGUGGCCUUGGCCAACUGUGCCAUGUACGGAGGCCACCGCUGCCAGCGCUGGAUGAUCGAGAAACAGGCAGCUGAGUGGCUGUUCCCACUGGCCUUCUCCAAAGAGGAUGAACUAAUUCGCUUCUAUGCAUGUCUGGCUGUGACAGUAUUAGCAACAAAUAAGGAAAUCGAAAAGGAGGUGGUCAAAUCUGGAACCUUGGAGUUGGUGGAGCCCUUCAUCGCAUCUCUGGAUCCAGAAGAAUUUGCUCGUAGCUUACUGGACAGUGCAGACAGCAUGCAGGGGAAAACAGCAGCCGAUCUGCAGCAUCUCAUACCUUUACUGGACGGCACCAGGUUGGAGGGAAAGUGCAUUGCGGCUUUUUACCUCUGUGUUGAGACGAGCAUCAAGUCUCGGCAGCGCAACACAAAGAUUUUUCAUGAGAUUGGAGCCGUGCAGAGUCUGAAGAGAAUUGCCAUGUAUUCUAGUAACGGUACAGUCUCAGCCCUUGCCAAGAAGGCUCUGGGUAUGAUGGGAGAGGAAGUACCGAAACGUAUCCUGUCAGGUGUUCCCAACUGGAAAACGGGUGACGUCCAGAGGUGGCUGCAGCAGAUAGGCUUCAGUGCCUAUUGUGACCGUUUUAAGGAGCUGCAGGUGGACGGAGACCUGCUGCUGAACAUCACAGACCAGGAUCUGAUCAAUGAUCUGGGCAUGACUGUAGGCCUCACCAGGAAAAGAUUCCUAAGAGACCUGCGUUUGUUGAAAACAUAUGCCAACUACGCCACAUGUGACCCGAACAACAUGGGCGACUGGUUGGUGGAGGUGGACCCCCGUUUUCGUCAGUACACCUACGGUCUGUUGCAGUCGGGUGUGGAUCGCCACAACAUUGAGAAGCUGACGGAUCAGCAGUUACAGCACGACUGCCACAUAGACAACGGGAUCCACAGAGCCAAGAUCCUGAGUGCCAGCCGCCGGCCUUUUAAACCCUGUCACACUGACGCACAGCCUGCAGGACCGGACGUGUUCAUCAGCUAUCGUCGGACAACAGGCUCCCAGCUGGCCAGCCUCCUCAAGGUCCACCUGCAGGUCCGGGGAUACAGCGUCUUCAUCGAUGUGGAGAAGCUGGAGGCUGGCAAAUUCGAGGACAAACUGAUUCAGAGUGUGCAGCGAGCGCGCAACUUCAUCUUGGUCUUGUCCGCCAACGCCCUCGACAAGUGCAUGGGUGACACUGGCAUGAAGGACUGGGUUCACAAGGAGAUUGCCACAGCCUUGGCUGGGAAGAAGAACAUCGUUCCUGUGACGGAAAAUUUUUUGUGGCCAGACCCCAUGUCUCUGCCGGAGGACAUGAGACCCAUCCUCAAAUUCAACGGCAUCAAAUGGUCCCACGAGUACCAGGAGGCCACCAUCGAGAAGAUCCUACGAUUUCUGAAUGGACAUCCGGACCAAAGUGACGGCUCCCAUUCUUCCAAGGAGCAGAAGAAAAACUGUGCUGAUAAAACCACAUAAUCAACUCAACGGUAACAAGUGAUUCCAACGAUGCCAAACUGUCACAUGGCUUUCGGCGAACAGGCCAGCAGCUUCCUUCACUCUAAUGCAAUACAUGUGAAGUGAAUUUGAUUACAUGCUCUCAUUAAGACCUGAUGUAAAUACACUUGACCUAGUAUGAGCUGACAGUAAAUCAAAUCAACGCGGGGGACCACCGUGGUAGAGAACAUGUAACAACCUCUAUGAUAUUAACCUCCCCGUGCUGCUGUUAAUGUAUAAUCAAUAACGCCUUCUGUCUCUCAGGUAAUUUACUCAGAGCCACAGUCACUGGCACCAAGCAAAAUCAUCAGCAGCUUUGUCUGAAGAGCAUGGGCUAACACUUCAACCCACUAACCAAACAUUAACCAGGACCAAAGCUGGUCAAUGUCUUGACUGACACGUUUAUGAUUUUACUAGAGAUGUCUGAUAUUAGCAUAAUUAUGAAAUAUCUGUAAGAAUCGUGGACUAAAACAGUUUUUUCUCCGAUAAUGAAAACCCAACAACGCAAUACCUGGGUUUCUCCAAAUUAUGUGUGCUCUAAAAAAAAGCGAUAAAUGGCUGUAUAUUAAAGUUAUAAUAAUAAUAUUAGCAACACAUACAGUGGUGUGUACAGAUAAAUAAAUAAAUAAAUAUCACCAGGCCUUUAUCGGUAUCGGUAGAUGUCAUAAUCGGAAAAAUAAGUGUUUGGAUAAUACCGGCAUAUCGGAUAUCGGCAAAAAGUUAAUGUCUGACAUCCUUAGUUUUUACUGCUGUGACAACGUUAUUCACUGACGAUAGCAGUAAUGGAAAAUAAAGGCUUUGUUCUGAAAAAUGAUGGGAUGUUGUCAAUAUAACUGCACGAUGUGUUGAAACAAAAAAUGUAGGUUAUGGAAAACAGAUAUACUGUGAUAUUAAAUGUUUAAUCUUCUCCGAAACGGAAUAUUAACUUUCAGAUUAACACUAACUCCUGCAAAAAUCAACAAGUGGGAUUUUGUUUUCCAACCAGGACAUUGGAACAUUGCUCAAAACAAACUGCAAUUGUGUGUGUUUAUUUGUUAACUUGUGUUUGUUUAUUGUGUAAUAGGUAAAAAAAAAGUUUUUCCCCCAAACAAACAAAGGAGUGAGAAUUGCAUUUAAACUCAAUAAAAUCCUGCAACAUGGGGAACUCUGACGAGAACUGUGGCACAGACACGUGAGUGAGUUAAAUAUUGACAGAAGUGAAGCACAGCAUGAGACAGAACAUUUGUAAAAUCCAAAUUUAACCAAAGCAGGUUUUUUCUCUACGUUACAUCAUCUCUACCCGAAAUUUAAUUUAGCACAGGAUUCAACUGAUUUUUGCCUUAAUGUUUGUUUUCUAUUUCAUUUUAUAUGAACAAAUAUUUUUUUUAAGUAGGAAUAUAAUAGAUAAUGAUGACUUCUUAUUUUUUUAAUUUAACUGUUGUCUUUAUUUAAAUGUUCUCAGUGUGUUUAGAAAAAGCAAUUUCUUUGUUAGUUUGACACCUGACAAAUAAAACGUAUUAUGAAAUCAAAACAAAUAUUCU